UCUCGGCCACUACCUCGGUAUUGCAGGCUGUAGCCACUGGUCCUCCGACGCGGUGCGGCAGAUCUCUGCGGAUCGCGUUCGUCCCGGUCUCGUCCUCAUGGCGGACAAGAAACUGGUGGUGGUUUUUGGAGGCACAGGUGCCCAGGGUGGCUCCGUGGCCCACACGCUCCUGGAAGAUGGGACAUUCAAGGUUCGAGUGGUGACCCGAAACCCUAGGAAGAAGGUAGCAAAGGAGCUGAGGUUGCAAGGUGCAGAAGUAGUGCAGGGAGAUCAAGAUGACCGGGCCAGCAUGGAACUGGCCCUGACUGGGGCUCACGCCGCCUUCAUCGUGACCAAUUACUGGGAGAACUGCAGCCAGGAGCAGGAGGUCAAGCAGGGAAAGCUGCUGGCUGAUGUGGCCAAGUGCCUGGGCCUCCACUAUGUGGUCUACAGUGGGCUGGAGAACAUCAAGAAGCUGACGGCUGGGAGACUGACCGUCGCGCACUUCGACGGCAAAGGGGAGGUGGAGGAAUAUUUCCGGGACAUCGGCGUUCCCAUGACCAGUGUGCGGCUGCCCUGCUAUUUCGAGAACUUCCUCUCCCACUUUUUGCCCCAGAAAGCCCCAGACGGAAAGAGCUACUUGCUAAGCUUGCCCACAGGUGACGUUCCCAUGGAUGGCAUGUCCGUGUCUGACCUGGGUCCCGUGGUGCUCAGCCUGCUGAAGAUGCCAGAAAAAUACGUCGGCCAGAACAUCGGGCUGAGCACUUGUAGACACACAGCCGAGGAGUAUGCUGCCCUGCUCACCAAGCACACCCGCAAGGUCGUGCACAACACCAAGAUGACUCCUGAGGACUACGAAAAGCUUGGCUUUCCUGGGGCCCAGGACCUGGCCAACAUGUUCCGUUUCUAUGCCCUGAGGCCUGACCGUGACAUCGAGCUGACCCUGAGACUCAACCCCAAGGCCCUGACGCUGGACCAGUGGCUGGAACAGCACAAAGGGGACUUCGCCCUGCUGUGACCUGCCUGCCUUGCAGCCCCUUGUGGGGGUUGGGGGCGUACCAGAGGGGUAGAGGCACCAUCAUCCUUCCCUAUGUUACCAAAAAACUUUCUGAAUAAAGCCAGUUUUCU
Saimiri boliviensis boliviensis (Bolivian squirrel monkey) is the source of this 1107-nucleotide messenger RNA. It is a transcript of the gene NMRAL1, whose product is annotated as NmrA like redox sensor 1. The record is from RefSeq and is a predicted model, not a curated record. Lineage: Eukaryota; Metazoa; Chordata; Mammalia; Primates; Cebidae. Gene Ontology annotation, cellular component: nucleus.